AUGAGGGACCGUCUGGCGGAGCUGCGGCAGCGCGUGGCGGCCGAGGGGGACCCGCACGAGGACACCUUGGGCUUCGACAACCCGGCACUGGCCGGGGAUGAUGCCAGCCCCGUGGGGCGGGCGCUGCAGGAGGCGGCCGAGCUGUGGCGGGCGCUGGACCAGCUGGAGCAGCUCUCGGAGACCAUCGACAGGACGCAGCAGACGGUGCUGUGCUGCACCUCAGAGCAAAGCAUGGCCCGGGAGAAGCAGGGCCUGGGCGACGCCCGAGCCACCUUCGCCCGCCAGGCCGCAGCCCUGCAGCCCCGGCUGGGCGCCCUGCCCACGGGCCCGGCGGGGGGCUCGGGGCGAGCGGGGCCCCGCGUGCGCCAGACGCAGCUCUGGCUGCUGGUGAGGAGGUUCGGCGCCGUCCUCGCCCGCCACUAUGCCCGGGAGAGCCGCUACCGCCAGCGCCUCAAGGAGCAGAUCCAGAGGCAGGCGGAGCUGGCGGGCAUCGCCCUGGGCGCUCAGGACGUGGAGCAGCUGGCCGAGAGCCCUGGGGGGCCGCGCAUCGUAGGCCAGGACCUGGAGGAGCUCGAGGCCAAGCACCACCUCAGCGUGGCCCAGGCGCGCCAGCGGCAGCUCCUGGAGCUGGAGGCGCAGAUGGCGGAGCUGCGGGGGCUGUUCCUGCAGCUGGAGGGGCUGCUGGCCCAGCAGCACGGGGCGGCCGACAGCGUGGAGCAGCACGUGCUGCGCUCCCUCGACUGCGCCGCACAGGCCGAGGUGAAGAGGGCCCGGCAGUACCAGCGCCCAUCCCGGCUCUCGGCCCUGCUCAGCGCGGCCCUCGGGCUCUGCACCUGCUGCCCCUGCUUGCCUGGCCCUCGGGGCUUCCGCUGA
Messenger RNA from Lepidothrix coronata (blue-crowned manakin), 873 nucleotides. RefSeq names its product syntaxin-1A homolog. Gene Ontology annotation, biological process: exocytosis; synaptic vesicle fusion to presynaptic active zone membrane; intracellular protein transport. The coding region runs from base 1 to 873 and encodes 290 amino acids. Gene Ontology annotation, molecular function: SNAP receptor activity; SNARE binding. Gene Ontology annotation, cellular component: endomembrane system; presynaptic active zone membrane; synaptic vesicle. Lineage: Eukaryota; Metazoa; Chordata; Aves; Passeriformes; Pipridae. The record is from RefSeq and is a predicted model, not a curated record. The transcript has a single exon.